Molecule: messenger RNA, 963 nt
Organism: Rotaria sp. Silwood2
Lineage: Eukaryota; Metazoa; Rotifera; Eurotatoria; Philodinida; Philodinidae
Source: the annotation of a GenBank genome assembly
AUGGAUUUAAAUGGAUAUCAAUGGGAACAGAUCAUAACUGAUUCUUUACCUAAACUCAAAGUAUUUCAAUGGAAAACGCGCAUUGUACUUGACAAUUAUACGAACAAGGAACAACAAAUCAAUCACGUCAUUGAUUCAUUUCGAAGUUCCUUCUGGAUUGAUAAACAUCAAUGGUUUGUUCGAUGCCAUUCGGAUUCCGCAUUUCAAUCAAACAUUCUUUGGCUCUAUACAUUGCCUUAUACUUUUGACGACUUCAGUACGACUAUAAUCAACGCUCUGUUCAGAUCGACAUGCCCUCCAGAAAACGAUUUUCAUUCCUACGAUUAUGUGAAUAGAUUUACCUAUGAAUCUUCAAAAACACAAGAAUGUGCAUCGUUUCAUAUAAAAUUUGUCAACAUUCAUCAUCUUUUGCUCGAACAUCGUCCCACUUAUCAUUUUUGGUCUAUUAUUCCUACACUCGAUCACUUGAUUUCACUUGAAAUCUUUCUACAUGAUGAUAUUGAUGAUACUAUUUACGUUCUGCUUCAAGAUCUUCUUGAUCGAGCACCUCGUCUCUAUUCAUUAAAAUUUCGUUCAUGGUCGUAUUUACCAAUUUUUCUCGCCGAAAGCAAGACCCAUUCAAUUCGUCGGAUUGACUUACAAGGAUCUGAUCGAUCUUAUCGGGAGAUGUGGUUCAGUGAAGAUGAGUGUGGUCGGCUCUGUCGUUCAACACUAGGAAUACAAUGUGAAGUGCUGUUUAUUCGAGUUAAACAUCGACAGAGUAUUCUUGAUCUCGUCAAUCGAAUGUGUAAUCUCCGAGCAUUGAAUAUCCAGUGUCAAGAGAACCAGUUGGAUGAAUUCAAUGGUUUAUCAUUGUCGAGAGACGAGGAACUUGUCAAAUGGCUUGAACAUCAGUUGCCGCCAACAUGGAAGAUUGGAAAAGAUCCACGCUGGCAUCAUUCUAUUCAAAUGUGGAUUCGUUGA